This is a messenger RNA of Ochlerotatus camptorhynchus, 2807 nucleotides long. It is a transcript of the gene verm, whose product is annotated as LDLa and CE4_CDA_like_1 domain-containing protein vermiform. The coding region runs from base 351 to 1973 and encodes 540 amino acids. The record is from RefSeq and is a predicted model, not a curated record. Lineage: Eukaryota; Metazoa; Arthropoda; Insecta; Diptera; Culicidae. The transcript is spliced from 5 exons. Gene Ontology annotation, biological process: carbohydrate metabolic process. Gene Ontology annotation, molecular function: chitin binding; protein binding. Gene Ontology annotation, cellular component: extracellular region.
GAGUGAGCGUGUUCAGCUCGGCGGGGGGACCCCGGGAGAACUCGCGGGUACAAGCGCGCGUGCUUCGUGCCACGGCAAAACGCGUGCGCCUAUAUAUAAAUAGUUGAUGGUCUGGUCGGAAAGGUUUUAGUGCUGUUGAACAUUCGAGCCCGUCUCCGGCUCCCUAAUCCGUGGAGAAUUCUAGUUUUUGUUUUCCUCCUUUUUCAUUUGGUGGUGAGCGAAGAAAGGAGCUCCUGCUCGCAGGACAGCGGAGAGUGUGUGUGGUGGAUUAGGCCAGCGUGCGCGCACGCAACAGUGAAUUCAGUGGAAUCAGUUCAGUGCUAGGAGUGGCACAGUGCAGUAGCCUUGAAAUGGCGAAUGUGAUAAAGUUGUUCGGUUUUCUGUGCUUAGUGGUGGCAAUCGCUGCGGUCGAUUUCCGUGUCAAGCGACAGGACGAUGACGGCGACGGCGAAGAAAGCAUCGAUGAUCUGUGCAAGGACCGACCGGCCGACGAGUACUUCCGUCUGAGCACCGAUGGCGAUUGCCGCGAAGUCGUGAGGUGCGAUAAUGCUGGGGAAAAUGGCAUCACAAGGCUGGCACGCGUGCGUUGCCCAACCGGGUUGUACUUUGACGUUUACCGUCAGACCUGCGAUUGGAAAACGAACGUUAAAAAUUGCGAUGAACUAGGAAAACCAAGAAAGGUUCUUCCCAUCCUGAAGACCGACGAGCCCAUCUGCCCGGAGGGUAAGCUAUCCUGCGGUAAUGGCGAUUGCGUCGACAAGGAACUCUUCUGUAACGGCAAGCCCGACUGCAAGGACGAAUCCGACGAGAACGCGUGUACUGUCGAGCUGGAUCCGAACCGUGCUCCCGAUUGUGACACCACGCAGUGUGUGCUGCCGGAUUGCUUCUGCUCGGCCGAUGGUACCCGCAUCCCCGGAAACAUCGAACCCCAGCAGGUUCCGCAGAUGAUCACCAUCACCUUCAACGGUGCCGCCAACGUCGACAACAUCGAUCUGUACGAGGACAUCUUCAACGGUCAGCGCCAGAACCCGAACGGGUGCCAGAUCCGUGGUACAUUCUUCGUGUCGCACAAGUACACCAACUACUCGGCCGUUCAGGAUCUGCACCGGAAGGGACACGAAAUCUCGGUCUUCUCGCUGACGCACAAGGACGACCCCAACUACUGGUCCCAGGGAACCUACGACGAUUGGCUGGCUGAGAUGGCCGGAGCUCGUCUGAUCAUCGAACGAUUCGCCAACAUCACCGACGGUUCGAUCAUCGGUGUACGCGCCCCGUACCUUCGCGUCGGUGGAAACAAGCAAUUCGAAAUGAUGGCUGACCAGUUCUUCGUGUACGACGCCUCGAUCACUGCCUCGCUAGGACGCGUUCCAAUCUGGCCGUACACCCUGUACUUCCGUAUGCCGCACAAGUGCAACGGUAAUGCCCACAACUGCCCAUCGCGUAGCCACCCUGUUUGGGAAAUGGUCAUGAACGAACUCGAUCGUCGUGAUGAUCCAACCUUCGACGAAUCGCUGCCAGGUUGUCACAUGGUUGACUCUUGCUCCAACAUCCAGUCCGGCGAACAGUUCGGUCGCCUUCUGCGUCACAACUUCAACCGCCACUACAAUACCAACCGUGCCCCGCUGGGUCUGAACUUCCACGCCUCGUGGCUCAAGUCCAAGAAGGAAUACCGCGAAGAACUGAUCAAGUUCAUCGAAGAAAUGCUCGUCCGCAACGAUGUCUUCUUCGUCACCAUGCUCCAGGUCAUCCAGUGGAUGCAGAACCCAACCGAGCUGAACGCUCUGCGAGACUUCCAGGAAUGGAAGGAGAAGUGCGACGUCAAGGGACAGCCCUACUGUUCCCUCCCGAACGCCUGCCCGCUGACGACCCGCGAACUACCUGGCGAAACUCUGCGUCUCUUCACCUGCAUGGAGUGCCCCAACAACUACCCAUGGAUCCUGGACCCAACUGGAGAUGGCUUCUCCACCAAGUAAGCUAGUCUCCCGAGGGAACCUACAUCCACCGAAAGUCUGAUUUAGUUGCGUUGAAGAAGAAACACUACGAACGUAAGAAAGAGUCUCCGUUGACUCCUCCUAACCCGUCCCCUUCCCCAACGGAGUAGAGACGCCUGUUGUAAAUAAUUAUAACUUCUUACAUUCUCCCCUCCCAAACACAUCCCUUCCCCAAGAAAAAAAAACAUAAAGCUCCCCUUCCCCCAAACAAUCUGAACAACCAUUUUCCUAUUCACGGAGAAUCGGGAUAUGAUAAUUAUAUCAACAAAAAAAAACUUAAAAGAUUGAACGUGAUAAUUUUAUUUAAAAACAAAAAUACUCUUUCAAAACUACCAUCAAAAAAAAAAGAGCGGAAAAUAUAAAAAACUAGGCGCGCAUAACCGAACCGAGAUGAGAAAGAAAGAUAGAGCACGAUUUUAAGAAAAUAAAGCAGAAGAACGAGAGCGCGAGAAAACCGUGUGGCCACCCGCAUAAUCGCGAUUUUACUGCGGAGCCGGCUGGUCGCACGGAUCAGGUGUUUUUUGUUUAUUGUCGUCAUUUAAGAUUACUCGUUUGCUUUUUAAAUAAUUAUAUUUUAAACUAUUUUUUCCUAACUUAAAUUGAGUAAAUGGAUCGCCGCAGCCGCAAGGUGGCGUGAGUUGAAAGUUGAAAGGAACAGUAGAAGAGAGAUGAUUGAAAUUUGAUUUUUGCGCGGUAAACAUCCUGUAGUUGUUGCUACCUUUAUUACCCUCAGUCUGGUGAGUGCUUGCGGCUGGUAGUUUAGAAUGAUAUGAAAACACACAAAAUGGCAAGAAAAUAAAUUUUACAUAAAAAUAA